CUAAUCAUUACUAAGUCUUCUCUCUACACUUUAUCAGAGGCUUCCAUGGAUAGGGACGACUGGCGGCAUGCAAACGCAUGUACGAGGUGUUACUCUCAUAAGCUCAAGUGCAGGCGACCACCGAACCAACUCACUUGUAUACGAUGCGCCAAGUUACAAGUUCAAUGCAUUCCACGAGUACCGAAACGGCACCGUGGUUCUUCGAGCUUCCCUAGCCCCGCAACAAUCACUGGAAAUGAGCUAAAUAAUACUGGACUUCCUCAAAGUCUGAGGCCCUCGUCUUGCGAAACCCCGACUGAUUUUCAACCUGGGCCUUAUAGCGAAGAAUUUGCGCCUGAUAUACCCCAGAUGUCGGAUAUGUUUGACGAUGUGGACGGUAACUUGGAUAUGCAAGGCUGGACUGACGGGUUCUUGAUGGAUUUUACUCAAAAUACAAAUUCUCUAGCAUACGACGACAAAUGCUCAUGCACCGAUUUAUCCACAAUGACUACAGUGGCCGAGGACACAACAAGCUCAAACGGCAAAGAGCUUCCCCCACACAAUCUAUCGAACAUAGCGACAGACCUCGGCCAAAUCAGCACACAACUAUUGGCUCUCUCCGCUUCAGGGGGUGUUUCUCCGUCGUAUAACACCAAUGACGCCGAUCAAAUCUCGAGCGCAUUUGAACAUAGUUUCAUGUUAGCCACCAAGCUCUUGGAGGUAAUGAAGCAAGUAACGCGGAGCUCUCGUGGCCCACCCGAAUCAACAACAACAAUCAGCGAGCCGUUGCCUCCCAGAAACAGCGUACAGUCCCGAGGGAAAGGAAGUACGCUACUAGACGAGCAAUCAGAUGGUCUCCAACUGAUGUCUUCCUACAUGCGGCUUCUGAGUAUCUUCAACAGCCAUCUCGACCACCUUGAACGACAAAUCCUACAACAAUCAAAUCUACCCCAAGCUAGCGUGUUCCCGAAGACUAGUGUCCCACGUACGCCCGAUCAGCCGGUCACGCAGGAUUUCAUAGUCGUGAACAUGAUCGAAUUCCAUCUCCGCCGCGUAGGGUCGGUGCUGCGGGAACUAAACCAACGCGACGACGCAGUUUAUCAGUUUGAGACUGACAAAGGGUCGCAUGGGCGAGCGGAGUCGGCAUAUGGGAGUGGGAAAGGCUUGGAUUCCGUGUUGGCUAUCAUCUACGAGCAACAGGCUAUACUCUUACGGAGGGUCCAUCAAGUACGCGCAGAGCUUAUGGCUGCGUAA
Periconia digitata is the source of this 1233-nucleotide messenger RNA. Lineage: Eukaryota; Fungi; Ascomycota; Dothideomycetes; Pleosporales; Periconiaceae. The record is from the annotation of a GenBank genome assembly.